Molecule: messenger RNA, 2382 nt
Organism: Brassica oleracea var. oleracea
Lineage: Eukaryota; Viridiplantae; Streptophyta; Magnoliopsida; Brassicales; Brassicaceae
Product: pentatricopeptide repeat-containing protein At1g69290
Exons: 1
Coding region: 34-2010 (658 amino acids)
Molecular function (GO): protein binding
Source: RefSeq, a predicted model, not a curated record
UGAAAACAGCCUCUGAUCGAUCUCACUGCUUCAAUGUUGAGGAAAACUCUAACUUCAAUCCAACGAAGAAGACAACACUUGUCAUCGUCUUCUUCUUCUCCAGAAAGUCAAUCCCUUUACUCAUUCCUGAAACCAUCUCUCUUCUCCCACAAACCAAUCACCCUCACUCCCUCCUUAUCACCGCCUCCUCAACCCUCCAAAACCCUAACCCACGACCAAAAAGCCUCCCUUGAAUCCACCCUCCACCACUCCUUAACAACCCACAACACCGACGAAGCAUGGAAGGCCUUCAGAUCCCUCGUCGCUGCUUCUUCCCUCCCCGAGAAGCCUCUCCUCAACUCCCUCAUCACCCAUCUCUCCGAAUCAAACACCUCCCCGCACAGACUCAAACGCGCCUUCGCCUCCGCUGCUUACGUCAUCGAGAAAGACCCAAUCUUGCUCGACUUCGACACUCUCCGCACUCUUCUCGAAUCCAUGAAGAUAGCCAAAGCUGCUUCCCCCGCGUUGGCGUUGGUCAAGUGUAUGUUCAAAAACAGGUUCUUUGUCCCCUUUGAUCUCUGGGGAGGUUUGGUUAUCGAUAUCUGCCGCGAAAGUGGAACCUUGGCUUCGUUUCUCAAGGUGUUUAAGGAGAGCUGUAGACUUUCAACGGAUGAGAAGCUUGGUUACAUGAAACCUGAUCUAGCUGCGUGUAAUGCAUCUCUGGAAGCGUGUUGUAGGCAGAUGGAGUCUCUAGCCGAUGCUGAGAGUGUGAUUGAGUCUAUGUCUGUGAUUGGUGUGAAGCCUGACGAGUCCACCUUUGGGUUUCUUGCUUACUUGUAUGCAAGAAAGGGGCUUAAGGAGAAGAUUAACGAGCUUGAGAGUUUGAUGGAUGGUUUUGGGUUUGCUAAUAAGAGAAUCCUUUAUUCGAAUAUGAUUAGCGGAUAUGUUAAGGUUGGUGAUUUAGAUAGUGUUUCUGAUGUUAUACUCCAUAGUCUUAAAGGAGGAGAUUGUAGCUUCGGUGAGGAAACGUUUUGUGAAAUUGUGAAAGGGUUUAUAGAGAGUAAAAGCGUCAAGAGUUUAGCAACACUGAUAACCGAAGCUCAGAGAUUGGAGUCUGAGUCCAUUGACAUUGACAGAUCAGUUGGGUUUGGAAUCAUAAACGCUUGUGUCAAUCUCGGAUUCUCUGAUAAAGCACAUAGCGUUCUCGAGGAGAUGAUUGCUCAGGGAGAAGAAGGAUCCGUGGGGCUUGGCGUCUACUUACCAAUCUUGAAAGCCUACAGCAAAGAGUACAAAACAGCUGAAGCCACUCAGCUGGUCACAGAGAUCAGCAGCUCCGGUCUACAGCUAGACGUUGAGAUCUAUAACGCAUUGAUCGAAGCCUCCAUGACGAACCAGGACUUCGUGUCUGCGUUCACGUUGUUUAGGGACAUGAGAGAGGCAAGAGCGGUGGAUUUGAAAGGGAGCUACUUAACAAUCAUGACGGGCCUCCUCGAGAAUCAGAGGCCUGAGUUGAUGGCGGCGUUUCUAGACGAAGUCGUGGAGGAUCCUCGCGUGGAAGUGAACUCUCAUGACUGGAACUCGAUCAUUCACGCCUUUUGUAAGUCGGGACGGUUGGAGGACGCGAGGAGGACGUUCAGGAGGAUGGUUUUCUUGCGUUACGAGCCUAAUAACCAGACCUACUUGUCAUUGAUCAAUGGAUACGUGAGCGGGGAGAAGUACUUCAAUGUCCUGCUAUUGUGGAACGAGGUCAAAGGGAAGGUGUCGUGUGUAGAUGCGGAGAAGAGGUCGAAGCUGGACCAUGGUUUAGUGGAUGCGUUCUUGUAUGCGUUGGUGAAAGGAGGGUUCUUUGAUGCGGCGAUGCAGGUGGUGGAGAAGUCUCAGGAGAUGAAGAUAUUUGUGGAUAAGUGGAGGUAUAAGCAGGCGUUUAUGGAGACUCAUAAGAAGCUUAGGUUGCCGAAGUUGAGGAAGAGGAAUUACAAGAAGAUGGAAUCUCUCGUUGCCUUCAAGAACUGGGCUGGUCUCAGCACAUGAUACAGGACAAAAGCCUUAGAUGUUGUCUGUAGCUGGUGUUCUGACACGUGGAGUUGCUAAUAUGGGGGAGCGCGAGAGUGGGAGAAGUUAAAAAAAGAUUGGCGCCAAAAGCAGCCAUGGUUUGUUUGAUUAAGGCGAGCUAAUCCAUAUAUUGUAGGAAUACCUUUUGGCUUAAAGAUAUUUGCAGAGCAAAAUGGAUUUAAUUCUUUCAUUUUGUUCAAUCUUUUUCCCCUUUUAUCCUCAUAAUUUUCAAAGGAUUAUCCAUUUCUUGUGUGUUUAUUUUGUUUUUUUUUUUAUAAAGAUUAGACGGUUAAUGUUUGAUGGAUUCAUCAUUGUUCAAAGCCUCAAGAUUAAGUUUUACUGUGUUAUGUA